UUUGCGUGUUUCAAUGUAGAAAAAUGAGAGUAGCUUUAAUCUCUAUGAUAUGCUUUAAUUUCGUUUAUACUUCAAACGCUUUGUCUGUAGAAGAACGUUUAUUGGAACUGGAACGUGUUGUGAAGCUUCAAGGUGACAUCCUUGAUAAACAUCAGGAAACAAUUCGGGAUCAAAACGUUAUCAUUAAAAGUUUUGAGAAUGAAAACAAGGAAUUAAAACUGCGUGUGCAAACCCUUGAAAACGAUAGGGCAAAACAUGAAGAGGGGUCAAAGACUGAUGUGGCCACAUCAUAUCGUGAGGUAUUGGGUAACAUGGGAAACCGUUGGAAAGCUUUUAAUGAAGAAAAGGCAAAAGAUGUAAAUGAUAUAAGUAAGCGAGAUAAUGCAGCAGGUAAUGGAUACAUUCAAACAUCAAACCGGAGCCACAUGGUGAAACGGUUACGGACACAGUUUCAUCUGCCCUUUACAUAUGAUAAAGAUGAUCUAGGCCGAAUAUUAGGAGGAGAAUCUCCUAACAUCGCGUUCCAUGCGUACAUGACUGGACAGAAAUGCUUCCACGAACAACAACUGAUGGUAUUUAAUCGGGAGGUGGUGGAUGAGGGAGAUGGAUAUAGCGAAACGGAUGGAAUAUACGUCGUACCUGUUACCGGAACAUACGUGUUUACCUGGACAGUAUUUUCUCAGAAAUAUGUGUGGUUUAGAGCAGAUAUUAUCAUUGACGGAGUGUCAAAGGGUUGGAUUCUUGCUGACAGCGACAACGACCAGGCCACUGGAAUAGUCAUUGCCCGAGUAAACGCAGGAAACCACGUAUUUAUACGAAGGGAUAAAGGAGACGGUUGCAACCUUCAUGAUGACUUUGCCAGAUCGACAUUUUCAGGCUGGAAACUGUUUUAAGACAUGCACUGCAUCCUAUGUAAAUACUGAAUUU
Mercenaria mercenaria is the source of this 927-nucleotide messenger RNA. RefSeq lists its product as uncharacterized. The record is from RefSeq and is a predicted model, not a curated record. Lineage: Eukaryota; Metazoa; Mollusca; Bivalvia; Venerida; Veneridae. The transcript is spliced from 3 exons. Gene Ontology annotation, molecular function: protein binding. The coding region runs from base 24 to 893 and encodes 289 amino acids.